UGAAUUGAAUAAAAUGCAAACAGUAACUAAAUCUGAAACGAGAAGUGAUACCUGUGAAGAUAUUAAAGAUGAUGAAAAUGUAGAAUUAUUUACUUGCGAAAAAUGUAAUAAAGAAUAUAAAAAAGUCUGGGUAUUGGGUCAACACAUGCAUCGUAAACACAAAGCGAAAGCAUUAAAAUGUAAUAAAUGUGAAUUAAAAUUUUAUCAUCCAUUACAUUUAAAAGAGCACCAGGAUUUAACGCACAAUCCACAGAACCUUACAUGUAAUACAUGUAAAAAAGUAUUGGUGAAUAUUUAUGAAUUAAAACGUCAUAAAUUUCGAACCCAUUCAUUACAUUGCAAAUACUGUGAUAAACCAUUCAAAGAUAAGUGUUCAUUAAAGAAUCAUAUUAAGGAAGAACAUUUACGCAUAGAAAAGUAUGUAACAUGUCACAUUUGUGGUAAAUCAAUAACGAAAAAAAAUAUACAUCAUCAUUUAGCAACACACGGAGAACGUGAAAAAAUUACAUGCGAUAAAUGCUCAAAAACAUUCAUUAAUGAUUUAACGUUUAAAGCUCAUAUGAAAGAAAUUCAUGGAGAACGAAUUCGUAAACAUUUAUGUAAUAUUUGUGGACAUGCUUCACGCUCAGCGGCUGAUUUACGUAAACAUAUACGAACUCAUUCAGAUGAAAGACCGUAUUCGUGCGAUCGUUGUGAUAAAACGUUUCGAUGUGCAGAUAAUGUAAAAAGGCACAUUUCAAGUGUACAUUUGAAUGAACGAAAAUAUCAGUGUACAUUUUGUCCACAAGCGUUUUGUGCAAAAAGUACAUGGGUUCAUCAUGAACGACUUCAUACUGGGGAAAAUCCACAUAAAUGUGAAGUGUGCGGUAAAGCAUUUGCACAAAAAAUUGCUUUGACUGUUCAUAUGAAAACACAUAAUAAUUCAAGAGAGAAUCGCACCCAAAAUUUAGAUGACAGUUAUGUAAUAAUGUUGGAUAACAAGUCCGCUUAAGGAUGUACGAGCACCAAGGCAAUUUUAAAUAAAGUUUA
Messenger RNA from Chrysoperla carnea, 1029 nucleotides. RefSeq names its product gastrula zinc finger protein XlCGF7.1-like. The transcript is spliced from 2 exons. Gene Ontology annotation, cellular component: nucleus. The coding region runs from base 14 to 991 and encodes 325 amino acids. Lineage: Eukaryota; Metazoa; Arthropoda; Insecta; Neuroptera; Chrysopidae. Gene Ontology annotation, biological process: regulation of transcription by RNA polymerase II. The record is from RefSeq and is a predicted model, not a curated record. Gene Ontology annotation, molecular function: RNA polymerase II transcription regulatory region sequence-specific DNA binding; DNA-binding transcription factor activity, RNA polymerase II-specific.